Salvia splendens (bonfire salvia) is the source of this 922-nucleotide messenger RNA. Its product is annotated as nuclear transcription factor Y subunit C-1. The transcript is spliced from 2 exons. The record is from RefSeq and is a predicted model, not a curated record. NCBI's taxonomy places the organism in Eukaryota, Viridiplantae, Streptophyta, Magnoliopsida, Lamiales, Lamiaceae. Gene Ontology annotation, biological process: regulation of transcription by RNA polymerase II. Gene Ontology annotation, cellular component: nucleus. Gene Ontology annotation, molecular function: RNA polymerase II cis-regulatory region sequence-specific DNA binding; DNA-binding transcription factor activity, RNA polymerase II-specific; protein heterodimerization activity. Bases 106 to 708 code for a protein of 200 amino acids.
ACUCCCAUUCCCCAUUUAUUAAACUUCCCUUGGCCCUUUCCAUUAUUAAAUCCAAUUAAAAAAAGAAGAAAAGUAGAAGAAGAAAUUCCCAAUCUGAAAGAGUAAAUGGAAAACAACCCGCAGCAGAGCGGCGUGCCGGCGGCGGGGUACCCGUCGCAGGCGCCGUACCAGCACCUCCUACAGCAGCAGCAGCAGCAAUUGCAGAUGUUCUGGUCGUACCAGCGGCAGGAGAUCGAGGGGGUGAACGAUUUCAAAAACCACCAGCUGCCCUUGGCGCGGAUCAAAAAAAUCAUGAAGGCCGACGAGGACGUCCGCAUGAUCUCCGCGGAGGCGCCGAUCCUCUUCGCCAAGGCCUGCGAGCUCUUCAUCCUCGAGCUCACCAUCCGCUCCUGGCUCCACGCCGAGGAGAACAAGCGCCGCACCCUCCAGAAGAACGACAUCGCCGCCGCCAUCACGCGCACCGACAUCUUCGACUUCCUCGUCGACAUUGUUCCCAGGGACGAGAUUAAGGAUGACUCCGCCGCGCUCGUUGCCUCCCCUGCUGGAGUCACCGGUGUGCCCUACUUCUAUCCGCCGAUGGGGCAGCCCGUCGAUCCCGCGGUCUACGCGCAGCCGCCGUCCCAGGCGUGGCAGUCGGUGUGGCAGACGGCGCCUGAGGAUGGCUCGUACGGGAGUGGUGGUGGUGCCAGCGGAAACCUCGACGGUUGAGGUUGAAACAAGUGAUGUUGAAGUGGUGAAGUCAGGAAUAUGAUUUUCAUCUAUGAUUGGGGCUUGAAUUCUUGGUGAGGAUAAGGUGAAAGAAGAUGUAUUGUUGGUUUUAGGAAUUUGUAUAAAACUUGAUAUCUUGCCUACUAAUGCCAUCAAAAAGCAUGUGCAGAAUGUUUCCCGUGAUUUUCAUCAAUACACUGAGCUGAUUCUUAAA